UUUCCACCACAUUUUUGACUUUGUUUCAAAUUCGAUCGUCGUAAUCGCGACGGUCGGUUCUCGUCACAGAACCGAUGAUGUUUCGUAUAGCUGACGUAAUAUACUCGCGAAAGGUGUCUACGAACGUUCGAAUACUUCCGUGAGCCAACGUAUUUCAAAGCCAUCGAAAUCGAAGGUUGUUAUUAAGAAGAAAAAAAUAAAUAGAAACCACGUAUCUUUCAGACACUUGCAUACAAACUCUAAAAGGAACGACCAAAUGGACACAGAGAUAUGCAUUUUCUUUUAUUGUUUAUUUGCUGAAAUUGCCAUCGAUAACCGCACUAUUAUACACGUACGCUGGCUAUAACUAUAAAUCUCGUUGGGCGAAACAGUAAAAAUUAAUACACGCAUUUCGUACGGAACGUAUAAUCGUUACUUUCCCUGGGUCGCGUAAUUAUACGAAUAAUUAUAAGCGGGAUACCGGGCACAUAGCAAUAAAAUGAUUUUAUUGAAAAUACGAUUAUCAGAUUUACAUACAUGUAGGAAAACGAACGCUACUCACGAACCAGACGUAACAGACGGCUGAAUUAACGAUGCCAUUUUUAUUUCUAUAAAUUCACACUUAAUGGGUGUGCCUUUUAACAGAAAAAAAAAAAAAGAAAAAAUAGAAGAAUAAACUGCUUGCAUGUACGCAUGAAUCUUCGAGUUACUUCGCCAGAUAAUCUCGAUCGGUAACGGGAAGCUACUAUCACGAGUACGAACCAUUGUAAAAACGAUUUGUCGCAGAAAAAGAGGCUGAUUUACGGUCGGACCGAGAUUCACGCUUAUGGAAAUGCAACGAAAAACGAGAGCGUCGGCCAAACAUCCUUCGAGCAGCUCGCCUAUAAAUAAGCCAAGGAUCCGUUUCAUGCGAAUAAUGACAAACGUGUGAUGUAAUGAUAUCGAUACGAACCAAGGUACCGUGUUGAUAUUCUGCUUUUAAAUCGCAGAGGAACGUGUUCGCAGAACGGUACGUGCGGUAAACUAUAUGGUGCGCGGUAUAGUUCGAGAUGCAACGACGAAGCGAAUGUUCUUUGAAUAGAAACGAAUAACGAUAUAUUAGAACACGUGCAUAGUCAACACGUAACAACGUAAAUUACAAAGAAUAAUACAGCCAAUUUCUUACUAUUAAGCUCGUAAUUUCUAAGCAACGAGUAACUUAUACGUGCAAAAGACGCUGUUUAACUCUUGUACGACUGGUGCGAUCAAAAGGAAAAGAAGGAAAAGGUUGUAGAGAUUGAAUGGAUGCUGACAAUAACUCAUAAUCAGUUGUCCUGAAACUUGACUCUUGGAACGGGGCGCCGCGUCGCCGGGUCGCCGCGUUCCAGCAAUUUCGCGUCUACAGAAUGAACGAUUCAAUCUGCACCGGUGAGAUCGCAAAUUCACGUCGUUACACGAGAAUUGUGUGCAUAACCUUUAAGGCUUAACUGCAGCUUACGUCGCGAAAUACGCAUAUUGCCUGAACGUAGGUAAGCAGAUAGCUGGGAGGAGUGUAACCGGCCACUAAGUGGGCGUACAGGCUCCCACGAAGCAAGCCAACAAAAGGGCCUCGCCCUUUUAGAAAUUCGACAAUCUUUCAUAGUCGUGUUCCAACCGCGUAUCGAUAGUUUGUUAACCUCUAGUGGCUCUCGCGAGCAACAAUGGAAUCGUGCUGAAGCGGAGACCCAUUUGUGGUCCCUGGCAUAUUGGAAUUUGCUACGUGUAGCUAGAAAACGAAGUACGGUAUUUAUGGGUAAAAUCGCACUCUGUUUCGACGUGGUAUUGUACAGCGUGGAAUUUCUUUUAUUCGAAGAAGAAUAUUUAACAGUAUGGAUUUCGGCACGAUGGUAUACUUGGCAGGAUGGAAGUUGGCUUAUUUUAUUUGUAAAUAUUUCGUCUCUGAUAAUAUAUUUACGAGGAUAUCAAAAUAAUUCCGAUAUCUCAGAGUCGAGAUUUAUUCAUUUUAUUUGUACAACGAAUAUCGGAUAGACGCUUAAAAAUAAAUACUCAGAUAAUUAUCGUAUUUUCUAUCGCACGUGGUAUGCGUACAAACGUGCAAUUCUAAUUUGGAAUUAGACGCAGAUACUUUUAUUUUGUAUGUAAUUUGACGAUUUGUAAGGCUAUCGAAUAAUAGUGUAUUAUGCAAAUAAAUUCAGAAUCGGUGUGGGCGGUAGAUGAUCUUUUCUCUGAAGCAAUAUCGUCGUAUGACACGAGGAUCGCAACGUAUUUCAUACAUAUUUUAAGAUUAGAACUGCCUUCUUGUAUCCGUAGAGUUAAGUCUAUAAUCUUUAAGCUGUCCAAGUAACGUUUGCAAUAUCAAAGCUAUUAAUCUGAACAAAGAAGUAUUGCAUAGAUUACAUGUAGGUAUACUGUAGACAAUUGAUUUAUGUGCAAUAAGUGAUGCAAUAAACUUGCGAAUUUCAGUUUUUUGUUAAACGAUACGCGAUUUAAGGAUAUUCUAAAUUAUACAAUUACCUGUUUGCGUAAGUAGUAAACUAUCGCUUCAAAGACAGCGGGCUGAAAUGAAAAAUGCUUAUACAUCGUAAGUGUUGAAUUCUAUCGAUGUUUUAUAUAUAUUGCACGAUGGGUUUAAUCGCGAGAUUACAGAUCGUAGGGAUACGGAAGAUGUGUGAAUUUCACGACAUGUCUUGCGCAUUCGUCCCCAGCGUGAUGUUAAACGUUUCAAGAAAUGCGGUAGAAAGAAAUUCUUUUAUUCCGAUUGCAUACCGAUCAAUCUUCUAAUCAAUUAUUUCGAAAGCAAAACGAGGACGUAAACGAUCAUUUUAGAAUCAACGAUUUUCCCCGAGUAUUUUUACGAUUACAAUUGCGAAGUAACAGGAAUGACGAUAGAUUUUUGGGGCAGAUUCAGUGAUAAGCGAACUCCUGAAUUCUGUAAUAAUUCUUUCUAAAUAAGUAGUUGCCAAAAAAUGUUGUUCCUUUCGCAGGUAAAUAUGAUAGGAAUAACCUAAAAAUGGAAAUUAUUCUUAUUCUUCGAUAGUUCGCUGAUAACGUUUGACCGUACCAGCUACAGAAAUAUGUAAUUUUAGCUAUUGCGUGUCGCACUGCUGCGGUGCAGUGAAGUACGAACUCGAGUAGAUAUUUGUAUAUUUAACGUUCAAGUACCUGUCGUAUUGUAUGAGCAAAGUUCGAUCGAAUUGUGUGAUUUUAUAAACGAUUUCAUGAUUUAAUAAAUUAAAAUAAAUCGAUUGAAAUUUCAUGAAAUCAACGAACUGUCAAAUAUUGUAUACGCGUGUGUGUGCAUAAAUAGAAAGAUAUCGUAAAAAGAGACCAUUACGCCAAAUGCCAAAGAAGAGAGCUUAACGACACUUGCGAGCUGGAACCUAUGAAUAGGUUCUUUCGAACAAGGUCGCCGAUAUGGCGCAAAGAUUUAACGGGAAAAUAUACGCGUGUCCGUAUGCAUUGAAAAAUUAUAUUCGUAUAAAUAAAUAUAAAAUGUUAUGCUCGUAUAAAAGAUCUAUAAACAGCGCCAGAUGGUAUUAAAUUAUAGAAAUGCAAGAAUAAAAGCAAAAAUUCGACGCGCACAGCUCGAAGGCCUUUUUUCCACUUGCGACUAGUCGCGCAACUUGCCAAAAGGAGCACGAGAAGGUAGUAAAGUUGACGAUGAGGGAACAAAGAUUUAUAAAAUUUGCAUCGGUGGAAUAUGACGGGCAACUGUAUAUGACGCCUCAAGAUUUCCUCGACAGUGUCGUCGAAUCUGAACCCAGACCAAGACUGAAGAGACGCGUGUUAACUGACAAGGAGCUGGAUGUGAUGAGAAACAGCGUCCCCUCGCUACGUCAUGGAAAUCCACAUAUGUUCAGAAACCUCCGGGACAAAGGAAUUAUAUCUUACACGGAGUAUCUCUUCCUCUUAUCGAUCCUAAUCAAACCUACGUCCGGUUUCCGAAUCGCGUUCAAUAUGUUCGAUACGGAUGGAAACGAACGUGUGGAUAAAACGGAAUUUCUCGUGAUUCGACGAUUGCUCGGCGGUAACCUGAAGGAUCGGCAUCUCGACGUUGAAACAAAACGUGCAUUGAAACGUAUAAUGCCACCGAGCGAAGAUUUCGUUUAUGAACCAAAACUUCGUAACACCCGAGAGAGCAAUGACAAAAAUCAGAUUGUCUCGAAUUCCUACAUGGAAAAAGUUUUCAGCCACGCUUGGAGAGGACGUCACGGUACCGAGUUCAAAAGAAACUUAGAUCUUCCGAAAGAGAGGCAAACGACUCUUGAAGCAAUUCAAGUUCAAUAUAUCGACGAUGAUCAAGGCUUGCAACGACGACAUCCAAUCGAUACCACUCUGAUGGUACACUUCUUUGGGAAAGAUGGAACCAACGAGCUGAAAUACGAAAAUUUCAAAUGUUUCAUGGAAAACCUGCAGCAAGAAGUUCUAGAGCUCGAAUUUCACGAAUUCAGUAAAGGCCGUGACGCUAUCUCCGAGAUAGAUUUUGCGAAAAUUUUGCUACGAUAUACGCAUCUCGAUGCCGACGAAUACGAUAAAUAUGUGGAUAGACUAAUAUUAAACUCGCAUCUUCAAAUCAGUAUUACAUUCGAGGAAUUUUGUCGUUUUUAUCAAUUUUUGAACAACCUCGACGACUUUUCAAUUGCUAUGCGAAUGUACACUCUGGCGGAUCACCCAAUAUCAAAAGACGAAUUCCAACGUGCUGUGAAAAUUUGUACAGGCAGUGUACUUAGCGAUCGUAUUAUCGACACUGUCUUUGCACUUUUUGACGAGGAUGGAGAUGGCCAGUUAUCCUACAAGGAAUUUAUAGCGAUAAUGAAAGAUCGCCUACACAGAGGUUUCAAGUCUCAACAACGUCAUAAGCGUUUGCAAGCAUUUACCUCGUGUGUAAAGCAAGAAAUGAAAUGCCGUUAAGCGACGUUAAGCAGAGGAAAUGAAUCUAAAAGCGAAUACAGAUACGAACCAUUCAAGAAUAUCAAGUGCCAUUGAAGUUUCACCGUUUUUUGAAAUUCUAGUUCCAUUUCGUUAAUACAAUACCACUGUGAUAAUUAUUUGCCAUUGACUGAAACAUAUUUAUAACUCUCUACUUCUCUCAGAUUAUGAAUCUCUACUUCUAUUUAGUCUUUACGUAUCUUAUUAUGUUUUUCUAUUCGUGUGAUUUAUUAUUUUGUCCUGACAGUCCUGACAUGUAACAUUUAUCUUUUAUCCUGACAGAUAACAUUUAUCAAAUUUCUUAAGUAUUAAUUUAGAUCUACUACUCUAUUGUAAAUGAAUAUUUAUCGAUUCUUAAACAGUGUACUUAUCUUUAAAUUAAAGACUCUUCGGUGCAAAAUCUUACGUACUUAAUAUGUGGAUUUAGAUGCACUGUUGAGUCAUUUUAUACGAAAUAAGCUACUAAAUUCAUUGAAAUCAUUAUAACCAUCUAUUUGUGUAUAAUAAAAUAGAAUGUAUCCUGUAAAUAACUAUAAUAAGCAACCACCGCUCAUUUUCUUAAUGUGCUAUAUUAUAUCUUUGCAAACUUCUGUGACUCUCAAUAAUUAAUGCUAAAAAAAUGUUGUUUCAACUAUGCUACUUGAUAACAGUUUCUCCAAAAUAUAAUGAUCAGAAAACUC
This is a messenger RNA of Bombus huntii, 5567 nucleotides long. It is a transcript of the gene MICU3, whose product is annotated as calcium uptake protein 3, mitochondrial. Gene Ontology annotation, cellular component: uniplex complex. Bases 3619 to 4869 code for a protein of 416 amino acids. Gene Ontology annotation, molecular function: calcium ion binding. The record is from RefSeq and is a predicted model, not a curated record. Gene Ontology annotation, biological process: mitochondrial calcium ion homeostasis; calcium import into the mitochondrion. The transcript is spliced from 12 exons. NCBI's taxonomy places the organism in Eukaryota, Metazoa, Arthropoda, Insecta, Hymenoptera, Apidae.